AUGGUCAGGGUGGAAUUGACAGACUCAGCCAAGCUCGGCCCCACCCCUCCUCCUCCCCCCGCCAACCCCAGUGUCACCCCGUCUGUGCCCCCCCUCACCACCACCAGCAGCAGUGGCAGUAAUGGCAAGCGCACCCCCUCCAGUGCCCAGCAGCAGUCCCAGCCCUCGCCCGCCCAACAGCGUUACCCGCCAAGAGAGAUCCCUCCACGCUUUCGCCAGCAAGAGCACAAGCAGCUGCUGAAGAGGGGUCAGCCGCUGCCCCCCGGGACCCUUGCAACUGUACCAGGACGCCCCGAACCUGACUCGAGUCAGAUAUUCUCUGGUGCAUCGCACACAGAGCUGCCCCCACAGAGUGGCCCGGGAGCUCAGUAUGAGAAUCCUCACUUGGGACACCAGCCUGCCAAUCGGAGUGCCACUUCCACCUCAGCGUCGGCCAAUCACAGUGGCUGGGAUACAGUGAUCAUCGACGAGAGUGACACCGAGGCCUGGCCGUCCAUUUCCCGCAGCAGCCAGAGCCAGAGCCAGGGCCCUGCAGGAGGAUGCCCCUCGGACACUGACCUUGUUGGUCCGGCCAGCAGCAGCAGCAGCAGUAUGAGCAUGGCCACGGGGGCCAACGGCCAGACAGGCCACUUUCCUGCCAACUACCCCAGCAGCAAAGGAGCCAGCUCUGGGCCCGGCGGCUCAGCCAAUCACCCCGGGGCAGGCGUGGUCGGCAUGGCAUCCGGCCAUGGAGCAGUCAAUCGGGGCUGGGGAUCUGGUCCCGGUCCCUCCCCCCAUGGCCCUCCUCAGACCUCCUCUGUCGGGGGUGGGGAGGGGAAGAGCGACGGCCCAAUGGGAGGCGGGGGAGGCAGGGGUUGGGGCUCCUCUUCCUCCAACUUUAACUUGAACCUGAACCCCAACGCCAACCCCUCGGCCUGGCCCGUGCUGGGGCAAGACGGGGGCGGAGGAGCGGGGGGAAGCAGCUCAGGGGGAGCCAACCCCAACCAACCCCCUUCUUCUCAACCCCCUCCUAACCUCUGCAACCCACCAGGCACCUCUCCCGCCCAGGGGAACGGCAACAGAGGAGGAACCAUGGGGGGCGGCGCCGCCAACGGUAACCUGCCAGUAGGGGGAGGCAGCACCUGGGGAGAACCAUCUGAGCCGCACCCCUCCUCGUCCACGAAUGUGUCUUUCAGCUCAGAACCUCAGAACCUUAACACUGACGGACCAAAUCAUGCUAACAAGCAACAGGAGCCCCCCAUCCACAGCGUGCCCGGCUGGGGUGGCCCCUCUGGGGGCAUGGGCUCCCUGGGCCAGCCUCCUCCUGGAGCUCCCCAGCUGGUCAACGGAGAGGACAACAGCUCCGUCUGGGGCAGCAAUGGAGACUCCAAGUCAGUCGCCUCCUCCGCAGAGGCUUCGGGCUGGGACUCUGGGGCCGGUGGCUGGGGGAGCCAUGGAAGCAGUGGUGGGGGAACCUCUGGAGGCUGGGGAGGCCAGAGAAGCGGAGACGGAUGGGGGAAGCAGCAUUCUGGCGAGGGCCAGGGAGGCUGGGACGCCCCCAGCUCUCCUCCCCAGCAGGCCAGGUCCUGGAGCACCCGAGCACCUAGCACUGCGGCAGCCAGCGAGGGCAGCAGCGAGGGCAUGGACGGAGCGGGACACUCCCGCCGACAGGACCAGACGUCCAGGGAUGAGCCUGCCGCCCUGCUCCCUGCCCCUGACCUGGACCCCAGGGUGCUGUGCAACACAGGCUGGGGCCAGACACCCGUCCGCCAGCACACGUCCUGGGACAUGGAGGAGGCGGCACGCACCCAACGAAAGGCAGACGCUGCCGGGACGGACUCCUGGGGAGGCUCUGGCCCCAACACCCCCACCGAGUCAGCCCAAGGGCCAUCCAACCCCAACCACGGCCCCCCUCAUCGGGCUGACCCCAAGAGCGAGGGUCCCGGGCCCGGUCCUCAGGCUGCCCCUGGCUGGGGUGGUUCCAUGCCUCCAGCCAGCCAACCCGGCUCUGGCUGGGGCGAGCCACCGAGCAGCAAGAAUCCCCCCAAUGGUCCCGGAGGCUGGGGGAACCCCCCACCAGGAGGCCCCGGGCCAGGCCCCAACAUGCCCAAAGCUGGGAGCCAGUCCUGGGGAGCUCCAGAGGAGAAGUCCCCAAGCUGGGAUGAUCCCCACAGCAAGGCACCCAAGCCCCAGGGCUGGGGAGAUGGGCCCAAGCCAUCCCACAGCAGCUGGAGCAACAGCGCUGGAGGAGGGGGCAGUGGAGGUGGAGGUGGAGGAGACUGGGGAGAGCCUGCAGAUGGCAAGAAGAGCAGCCCCACCACCAACCCUCCCUGGGAGGGAGAAGGAGCAGGAGGCUGGAAAGAGAGCAACCGAGGCUGGGGAAAGCCUGGUCCAGGGGUGGUGGGAAAUGUUGGAGGAGGUGGAGGCUGGGGAGAGCCAGCGAUGGCCCAGCAGCGCCCAAGCGGCCCUGCCCAAGGAUGGGGCGGCAAGCCCCAGGAGAGCUCCAAUGGCAACAGCGGAGGAGUUAGAGGAGGGAGCAUGGGCGGGGCAGGCGGUGGAGAAGGGAGCAUGGGAUCCUGGGGAGGCCCUGGCCCCGUGAAGCCCAGUGGAUCAGGCCGGGGAGGCAUCGGUGGAGGAGGAGGGGGCAAGCAGGACCCCUCAGGAGGAGAGCCCACGGGGUGGGAGGAACCUUCCCCACCCUCCAUCCGACGCAAGAUGGAGAUUGACGACGGCACCUCGGCUUGGGGCGAUCCGGGCACCUACAACAAGACGGUCAACCUCUGGGACAAGAACAACCCUGGGGGAGGAGUGCCACCCCAAGGUAGACCUCCAGGGAACGCCCCCCCAGGCCCCCCUGGAAACAACAACAACAACAACCACCCCCCACCCACCACAUCACCCUCCCCACCAUCCUCACGCCUACCACGGCCCUCCACCACCCCUCCAGAGCCAUGGGGGCCACAACCCCCAGGGCUCAGGCCAGAACAGUGGGCCCAUGGACCCAGCCGUGCCUCACCAGACUGCACCUCCACCACACAGCAGACAACCCCUCAUGGGUCCAGGCUGGAGGGAGCUGUCCAGUGCCCACCCCAAACCAGAGCCCUCCUGGGGGGAGCCUGCACCCCCUCCGGUCAGCGUGGACAACGGGACCUCCGCCUGGGGGAAACCACCGGGAGCCAUGGGGGCUGGGGCGGGGGUGACAACAGCCCCGAACCCUACAGACGGGGCAACCCACCCCUGGGAUCUGCACCUUGCAAACCAGCCCCCAAAUCUAUGCAAGAAGGCUGGGGAGGCGGAGGCGGAGGCGGAGGCGGCGGUGGAGGGGAGGACAUGGGUCUGUCCGGGGGCCAGUGGGACCCUGACGACGGGGACAUGUGGAGCAGCCAAGCCUCCCAGGAGAGCAACUCCUGGGGAAACCGACCCAGGAAGGGCCCACCCAAGGGCAAGAUGCCGGGCAAGCAGGAGGAAGCCUGGAUCAUGAAUCGCCUGAUCAAGCAGCUGACAGACAUGGGCUUCCCUAGGGAUCCAGCCGAGGAGGCUCUGAAGAGGAACAACAUGAACCUGGACCAGGCCAUGAGUGCUCUGUUGGAGAAGAAGACAGAGCUGGACAGGCGGGGGAUGGGCAUGUCCGACUACAACAACGGUCUGAUCAACAAGGGGCCAAUGGGCUGCCGGCCUCCGCUCCUCUCCAAAGAGUCCUCCUCAGAUCGCUCCCCUUUCCUCGACAAGGACGGUGUUGGUAGCCUGGUGGAGGACGUCCACACCUCCUCACCGUUUAUGCCUUCCCCUGGCCCCCUCGGCCUGAAACUCCCCUCCCUGCCCAGCACGGCCCUGCCUCUGUCCAGCCAGGGCCUGGGCGGCCCACAGGGCCUAGCCAUGCAAAACUUGAACAACAGACAGAUGCAGAGUGGAAUGUUCGGCAGUAGCGGAGCAGCACAAGCCCGGGCCAUGCAGCAGCCUCCUCCUCAGCCGUCAGUGCCGCCUCUCGGCUCCUCCCAGCCUAGUCUACGCGCUCAAGUGCCUCAGUUUCUCUCCCCUCAGGUUCAAGCACAGCUCUUACAGUUUGCAGCAAAAAACAUUGGUCUGAAUCCUGCACUUUUAACCUCACCAAUAAACCCUCAACAUAUGACCCUUUUGAACCAACUAUACCAGCUGCAACUGGCGUACCAGCGUUUACAAAUUCAGCAGCAGAUGUUGCAGGCUCAGCGUAAUGUUUCUGGCCCCAUCCGACAGCAAGAGCAGCAAGUCGCACGUACAAUCAAUAACAUGCAGCAGCAGAUCCAACAACACCAGAGACAGCUGGCCCAGGCCCUGCUGAUGAAGCAGCAGCAGCAGCAGGCCCCCGGCUCCCUCUCCUCCUCCGGCCUGCACCACGGCCAAGGCAAAUCAGCCCUGGACUUGUUCCCAGGCCACCCCCAGGCUCCGGGCCUACCCGACCUGCAGACCAAAGAGCAGCAGUCGUCCCCCAACUCCUACAGCCCCUACCCUCUCUCUGGACUGAAUCCUAACAUGAAUGUAACCUGCAUGGAGGUGGGGGGCCUGUCCAUGAAGGAGCCUCCCCAGCCCCAGUCCCGCCUCUCCCAGUGGACACACCCCAACUCCAUGGACAGCCUCUCUGGAGGCUCAUCCCCUCUGGAGCCCAACCUGGGCAAGCAUGGUUCCAACCUGGCCCCCCCCGGGAAGCCCCCCCAGAUGGAUGAUGGGUACAGCCCCUACGGCAUGAUGCCUGGCUCGGAGUCCCCCACCAACCCCCUGGUGCCCCCAGACAGCUGGGGCCAGGGCAAGAGCCCCAACGACAAGAUGGUCAACGGUACCAACAUCACCUGGCCUCCAGAGUUCUGCCCGGGCGUGCCCUGGAAGGGCCUUCAGAACAUCGACCCGGAGAACGACCCCAACAUGACCCCGGGGAGCGUUCCCAGCGGCCCCACCAUCAACACCAACAUCCAGGACGUCAACCGCUACCUGCAGAGAGACCGCAGCAGAGGCUCCUCCCCCACCUCAUCUCAGAAUGAGGCCCUGCCCCCCUCCACCGAUUGGCCAGUCAGUGCGUACUCUAGCUCGUUCAGUCUAUCGUCCCCGGAAACGGACGUCCCAGGUAAACUGUCGGACAUGAAGUCCACCUGGUCCCCAGGGCCCAUCUCCCACCCCUCCCAGGUCUCUCUGUCCCACGAGCUGUGGAAGGUCCCCCAGGGGCCCCGCAGUAACACAGCCGCCCCUACCCGGCCCCCUCCGGGCCUCACCAACCCCACCAAGCCCUCCUCCACCUGGGGAGGCAACUCCUUGGGCCUAGCCCAAGGCUGGAGCAGCUCCUACUCUUCAGCUACCACAUGGAGUACAGACAGCUCCAACAGGACCAGUAGCUGGCUGGUCCUGAGGAACCUCACCCCCCAGAUAGACGGCUCCACCCUGCGGACGCUAUGCAUGCAGCAUGGCCCCCUCAUCACAUUCCACCUCAACCUGACCCAGGGCAACGCACUAGUGCGCUACAGCUCCAAGGAGGAGGCCGCCAAGGCCCAGAAGUCCCUGCACAUGUGCGUUCUGGGUAACACCACCAUCCUGGCAGAGUUUGCUGGGGAGGAAGAGGUCCAGCGCUUCUUUGCACAGGGCCAGCAGCUAGCCUCAACCACCAGCUGGCAGGCUGACCCAGGCGUCAAUCAGACACGGAUGGGCGGUUCCGGGCCCAGGUCCUCGCACCCCAUUGGCCACCCCCACUGGAACUCUGGUGGCAGCAGUGGCGGCAUGGGAGGAGGUGGAGCCAAGACAGGCGGAGACCUGCUGUGGGGGGGCGUGCCCCAAUACUCCAGCCUAUGGGGACCGCCCAGCGGAGAGGAGGGGCGGGUCAUGGGGAGUCCUACUCCAAUCAACACGCUGCUGCCUGGGGACCUGCUGAGCGGGGAGUCCAUGUAGGACCACGUCACGGAGCUCCAUGCUAGAAAAAGGAGGAAUGGAUUACUACACAGGAAUACUACACAGUACUACACAUAUACAUAUACACAUGUAUACAGUCAGAGGAGCAAAAACCAAGCAAAUCAACGUGGUGAUAAUCAGUGUGGGUGGGAUGAUCGAGGGACAGACUUGAGGAGGACGAGGCGACUCUUCUGUGUCCACGCUGCUCACCCUCUUCUUCCUUUUUUUUGUUUAGAAAACGCCAUUUCAUUUUGGAUUUGUUCGGCGAGAGGCUUGGGUUAGUGUUUUAAGUUUUGACUUUCGGAAAAGCUGGAGUAUGCCUUUGACUCAACCAACAAAGGAAAGAGAAACAUUUGAACUAAUUAACUUUACUCUGAGAAUAUUUCUAGUUUGAAACGUGUAUUUUAGACGAACUGCUACAAACAACGAGCUGCCAUCUUCAAAACUCCCAUAUUCCCUUGCUGUCUGGCAGCAGUCAAUCCACACCUCAGAGAAACCAUAGAUACACAUCAUUCCCAAAGCCCAUCCCCUUCCUGUCGGAAAGGUUCCAGAACUUUCUACCAGUCGGAAUUUCUCUCGUUUGUUUUUUCUCAGCACUAAAUACUAGCCUUAACCUCCCGCCUGGCCUGGUUCCCCUCCUUUAUUCACUGAUUCACUCACUCUGUACUUACUGAAGAAAACGUACUGAGAAUUGCACACUCAUUUCUGAGCCAGCGAAAACCGAGGGGAGACAAUGUGCUUGUAAGAGACUGAGGCCACAGCAGCUCGCAACUGGAAGCCUCGGCGGUCACAAGCAUAUUAUUCAGUCCCCACCACUCUUAAAGGGAUUGAUGAUGCAAACGCAAAAGUUAUUCGCCUUGUUCAUUUUAAAGCCAUUUUGUCAUGGAGGAGUUUUGUUUCCCCGAACCAUCGCAAAAUAAGCGGAGAGAAAUAUUACUCCAAUGUGUCAAUCUUUCCUGGGGCGUGUGUUUACAUGUGUGUAUGACCGUCUUGUUGAAGUCUAGUAACCACUGCUCUAUGGAACUAAGAAAACACUUAUUUUGAAAUGCACCUCAACUCGUUUAAGGACGAACUUGCGGUCUGGUUCCCCCUUUUCUGUGACUGUGGAAGACCUCAGUAAUAACCGUGGUCCACUAGUCUCUUCUUCACACCAUUUCAAGUGACGUGCAAUAUAAGCCACAGACUACUCUCUACUACCGUCCACCCCAAGUACUCAAAAGGUUUCUCUCACGAACCUCUUUCAAGAGUGGAGACUAAAUCAAAAACAGCAAGGACUCUAUAUAUCCCCCCCCCCCCCAACCCAAACCCCAACCCUCCUGAGUGUGUGUGAGCUGGCUGGACUGACUUAUCCUUGAAACAAGGAUAUACAACAAGCACUUCUUAUUCAUUCUCUGACUAGGUCUUUCUAAUCCAGCCUCAUACAACAAUGACUGACUAGAGGGGUACGGGGGUAAGGAAGGGGGUGUAGGGGCAUUAUACCAAAACGAGACGUGUUCCUUAUCUAUCCACAAGACGAAACAAUGCAUUUUUUUCUUUCCAUUGUUGUAUUUGGUACAAAAAAGUAUGGAACAAAUAUAUAACUGGUUUAUAAAAAGAGGUGGUUUAUCAUAGCACUUAGCAAAGAGCGUCAAGCUCCUUCACUUCAAUGCCAACGAAUCAGAAGAGAGGAGAAGCGUGUGACACUGAAGAAAGCAAAGACAAAAUACUCAAACUAAAAAACAAGCAAUCUACUACGACGUGGCUUCUCCGUAACUCUUUAUGAACUGUAACACAGAUGUGAAACUAUUUUCUGUUGUCAUUUUGUUUUUUAAUUUUAAACCUUCCCUUUCUUGCAGCCUGUGUGUGGUAGCAGGAAAGUUUCCGAAAUGGUAGCAAAAUGAAGGGAUGACAAGGAAAGAAAGAAUGAAAAACUUUAAACCUGACAUUGGGCACUAUCGGGUUUGAGACCCCGAAGCACUCGCCUGUUUUCCCUUUUACUCUAUAAAAGUAAAUAUCACUGUUACAUGACUGAAAAUCUUUAGCCUUGUUGUCUGGAGAUGCAACUAGACGCUACGGCAAUGUUCUGUGGACGGAUUCUGCAGAGGGAUCGCCAUUUUCUCUAUCUCUCAACCUUUUUCGCAAGCCCUGCCAACCUGUAUGAUCGUGUGGCCAUUGAGUGCCUGCCUGCUGCGGAGGGGGUGGACUUCCUAGAAGCUCCACACCAGGCCUCUGCAGCAGCUCUCUCACCCCACCUUCCCCCUCUCCCUCCCUGGGGAGCCUCACAGACUGGUUCCCCCAGGGACCUUCCCGGGCCUCUGGUGCCCAAGAGCAGCUGUCAGAACUGUCCGAUUCGUAUUUACUACUACUGCGCCAGCUUCUGUUGUUCAUCACCUCCACUCUAUCCCGCUCUAUCCCUCUCUCUAUCUCUCUCUAUCCCUCUCUCCCUAUCUCUGUCUCUCAUGCAAGGAUCACUUUAGCCAGAGAUGGAGUGGUUUUUGAAUUGUGUUAAGUUUUUCUUUGGUUUAAUUGUUUUGGUUUAUUAUUUUCGUUUCUGGAAAAAUCGGCAGUGUUGUUAUUUUAGUUUUUGUCAAAGUUGCUGUUGUCGUCAUUGUUGAUGAUAUUAUUGUUUAUGUUAUUGAUGAUUAUGAUUUUUAUGGAUGUUUGUCGACGUCUCCAUGCAGUGUUCAGCUGCUCUCCUGCCCCCUGCUCUUACUGCUCUUAAGCAGAAACUAAAACACUUCUGGUUCGACGCGCACCUCAGCAAACGCAGCCCACCACAGGAAUGUUAUGGAGACGGACACUGCAGAUCUCAGUGGGGGUGGUUCAUUUGGUGUGGUUGUUGGACAGUCAGUGUUUUGGUUCAGGAGCAGACCUGAUGGUUCUAAUGUAUAGUCAGAUCAGGUGUGGGAGGUCGUAGUUCAAAAAAUUCAGUGGGUAUCUAUCUAUCCGGCCUGCCACCAUGCUUUCCCUCCGCCCCCCCUCACAGUCUCUGCUGCCCUCUCUCGCUCUCUCUCUCUCUCUCUCGCCCAGCUCAGCCCAUCCCACCCUCUCUCCCUUCCCAUCCCCAUGUUGUCCUCUCCACACAUACACACCCUCCAGUCCAGUCAGGCCUCACUCACACUGGUGCUUUAUUUUCCAUAGUCUGUCUCGGAGCUCUCUGGCAGACUGAAUAGACAGACUCCUAUAUCACUAUCCCUCUUUGUCAACCUGAAUACCAUAUAAACUGACGCAGCACUCGAUUUCUAUGCAAGGAAAGAGGUUCGCGCUCAGAGCCAUCAACCAUCAGUCCACCAACCAUAUGCCAAUUGUCUAACCCCCUCCUUUCCACCCCCCCAGGCGUUUUUUCCUACAAGCCAGCACUAGGCAGACUCCAAACUACCCUCCCAACUGCCCCAUCACUAUGGUGUUUUUGUAAUUCAGUCUCACUGAUAUCCCUCAUACAUACACACCUCAGGAGGAGGACCACUGAGUAGACUCGGCUUUCCCCUGUUGGCUCUCUAGCUUUGUGUAAAGUACAUCUGUAAAGUACAGUUGUUCAUUAUGACGAUUUCAAGAGCUUUAACAUAACACUAAUAAUAACCUGCUGAGUGGUAUGAGAGGUAUGAGUGGUGGGAAUGGGGGUUUUGUGGGAGUCCUUGUGUCAUGUGCCAACUGGACUAAAAUAUCUAAUUUCCACCCUGCCAUUUUAACAUUGAGUUGUCUCUGCUGUCAAAUGAGCCUUCAAUUCCCAUGAUUCAGUAGUUUUGAGACUACAUUUUCUCCUGCAUCCUAGAUUUAAAGGCAUAUGGUCAUGGAGGAAUGGGGGGUAAUAUUUGGGGCAGGACAUAUAGGCAGUCCCUUGUCCCAACUAUCAAAGAUACAUUUUAGGGGGAAACUUCUGAGAAUAGAAAAGAAAACAGGCGGUGGUCUGUGUGCACUGUUGAUGGGUCACAUCGGGUACACCUUUUAUAAAACCAAAAACAUGUAAUCUUUUUUUUUAUUAUUAUUGUUAAGGUUUUGACAAAAAGUAGAAACUAAACUACAAAAAAAAUAAUGUAUUUAAAAAAAAGGCCUAAAGUAUGUUUUUUGCUGUGCACUCCUAGGCUGAGAGGCCUCGUUCUGUCUCUGCAAGCCUUUUUUCCCCCAACUGUGGCACUCUGACUGGGGCUACCUUCUGAAACGCUGUAUCGAUGGUGUUCAUUUCUGACCUCCGGCCUCAAGAGUGCACCACCAACAGAACAGAACAUUUCCACAGAUCUGGGUUUUUGGGUCAGGGUCCAGGUGGGGCCCACCGUGUCAGCAGGGCCAGGACACACCUCACAGUUUUGUUGUUCGGUACCAAGUCUUAAAAGGGGAAAGGCCCUCUUCCAAGAGUUGUUUUUCGUACUCGUCGUCGUGUGACAUUAGCAACAAUCACUAAUUGCCUGUUUCUGAAAAACCUGAAUUGUUUUGCUCCACGCUGGGCUCCCGAGGCAACAGACUGGUAUAGGGUCACAAAAAAGGGGUUGGGGGCGGAGGGGUCUCCUGAAAUGGGGGGUCAAGUCUGAGGCGUCCCAGGAUUCUCCGUGCAGCACCAGCACUGAGAGAGACCACCUGUCACUCUACCCCCCCACCCCUACCUCACCUUAUCGACCCGCCAAUAUACACCAUGGAUGACUGGUGUAGGAAGUCAAGAGAAUCUCCCUUUUUAAAUCAUUCAAAGGCAACUGGAGUUUAAGCAAAGUAUGCUUCUCAAUCAUGGACCAGAGUAGGUUCUGGGGUAGGGACCCGAUUUCAAGAGGGAAACAAAUCAUUUUUCUCAAGGGCCUGGGUUGAAUUUGCACAUGCUAGUUUAUAUACAUGUAUACAUCCAAGUGUGUAUAUGUGUAUAUAGCUAGGUUUCUCUUUCCACUUUACCCUAAGCCCGCUCUCCCUGCCCCAGGUCCAACCUUACCCGUAUGUAUUCUCCUUCUCUGUAUAUUUCCCAGAAGAUAAAUAUCAUAUUAACAUAUCAGAGUAAUACAAAAAUAAAGAAUACAAAUACUUGAAUCAAAAGAAGCGCCAAUAAUGUAAUGUGAACACUUUGUAGUACUUUUGUCUCAUUCAUACACUUCCUAGAUAUUUCAGAACAUCUGUUCCGAGUGAACAAAAUUAGAAAAAUGAGGAUUGUUAAAAACAAAGAUAUAUAUAAAAAAAAAGGCUAAAUGACAUCUGUUGUAUCUGAGUGUUUGCACAAGGUUGCCUGUACUGUAUGGUUCGUGGAUGGAUGGAUGUGUGUGUGUCUGUUUGAAAGACAGUGUGUAUGAGGUUUCAAACGAUCGUGAGCCUGUGAUUUACAGCGGGAAUUAUCUCCGCUUUUUCAUUUUAUUUCUAUUCAGUAUAUUAGUUUUAUGUUUUAUUUUUGGCUUGUCAAAAGUAUAUUCUGAUGUUUAUUGUUAGACUCUAGCGUUGCACUGAGUGUCAGCCCUCCCCCUCAUCUAGCUAAUCGAACAACGUAAGAUGAAGUACUGGGGGCAGACGGCGACUAUUCACGUGUAAAUGUUUACUCAAGGACUUAAGAAAAUAAGUGUUUUUAAUCUGUAAUAUGUUUAUCUACCUUGUAGUGGCUUUCAUUGUGGAAUAAUCCAAGAAAAUAAAUGGAUUAUUAAUUAUAAGUAUUGCACCAUUUUUUUCAGAUUAUAAACAUAAAAAGUAUAGAAAAGCAACAAAAAAAAUCUAAUAUUGAAAAAAGUUACAAAAAAAGUAUUUUUGAAGACCUGUGGCCAUAGUUUGGGUAGAGAGACUUGUAGCUCUCCCUGUCUUUUCCGGGAGAAACAGAAGGACAAGACAUCAGAAGGAGGGUUGGUUACAAGGCUCACUUCAGAGGUGCCUACCUUUUUGGUUUGUUAGCUUUCGUUCAGUUUCAUUUUUGUUAAAAUCUCCUGUGUUAUGUUUGCUUUUUUUCUGCAAGGCCACUGACGGUUUACAACCAUUUUGUUUUUCUGAAGUUCGAGGAAAAGGAAUUAACUGUAUGAGAAUGUUGGAAAAACAAAAGAAAAGGACAAAUACUUCCAUUUAAAAAGAAUAACAAAAACACUUUACAGAAUGAAGAUUUUAAUAUUGUGCUACUUUCAGAACUCUGGGAUCCAACAGUGUUGUCAUGUUGUAUAGACCUUUGACAUCUUUGUUCUAUGUUGAUUUCAUGGACUAUCUAAAACCUGUGCGUUUUUAUUGAUUGCAUUUUUCCUUUGUAAAAAAAAAAGACAAUUGCUCACUAUCUUGCACACAUUAAAAAGUGGAUGUUGUCUCGAAGGCCAGCGUUCCAGAGUUCCAACUCCA
Coregonus clupeaformis (lake whitefish) is the source of this 12141-nucleotide messenger RNA. Its product is annotated as trinucleotide repeat-containing gene 6C protein-like. The record is from RefSeq and is a predicted model, not a curated record. Gene Ontology annotation, molecular function: protein binding; RNA binding. Gene Ontology annotation, cellular component: P-body; nucleoplasm. Gene Ontology annotation, biological process: positive regulation of nuclear-transcribed mRNA poly(A) tail shortening; miRNA-mediated post-transcriptional gene silencing. Lineage: Eukaryota; Metazoa; Chordata; Actinopteri; Salmoniformes; Salmonidae.